Molecule: messenger RNA, 1324 nt
Organism: Lactuca sativa (garden lettuce)
Lineage: Eukaryota; Viridiplantae; Streptophyta; Magnoliopsida; Asterales; Asteraceae
Product: Ribosomal protein L4/L1 family
Biological process (GO): translation
Cellular component (GO): ribosome
Molecular function (GO): structural constituent of ribosome
Source: RefSeq, a predicted model, not a curated record
AAGUUAGCCCCUACUGUUUAGAAGAUUUACAACAAGCACCCUCUCCUACAAUGACUUCCCAGUUCCCACCCUUGCUCACACUUCAUGUUCGCCUCUUCUCCCUUCUUCCUCCUCCAUAACAGCAGCUAGGAGUUCAGCCAUUGUCGUACCAGGUCUCUAAAACUACAAUAAAUCUAUUAGUAGCAUGGCCUUGCCAUGUUCCAGGAAGCUACUACGCUCUAUAAGCUCAAGUUAUAAACUCCAUUGCAGUAAUCAUCAGAACAUCGUGCAUCGAUCUUUCCACAUUCUUUCUACUGCCUCACGUGAUCAUGACACUGGUGAUAUGCAAUCUUCAAUGGAAUAUUCAAUCUUUAAAAAGGCAGGGUUUCCUUUACUGGGGACUCGAGGUCUAUCUACUUCGAUGCUAAGUUCAGAUGCAAGUGAAGGAUCAUUCCCAUCUGAGCUACUAUCCAGAAAACAAAUCUUAACUCCUGAACGCAAAUUAGGUCAACUACAGGACCUGGUGAUCCCAGUUACAAACUUUCAGAAUGAAGACAAAGGACUGAUGGUGUUGGCAGGUGAUGUUUUUGAUCUUCCCAUUCGGAAGGAUAUUAUCCACCGUGUUGUAAGAUGGCAGCUUGCAAAAAGACAACAGGGAACUCAUUCAACAAAAACCAUAAGUGAGGUCAGUGGUACUGGAAGAAAGCCAUGGCCCCAAAAGGGUACUGGCCGAGCAAGACAUGGAUCAUUGCGUGGGCCCCAGUUUAGAACUGGUGCUGUUAUGCAUGGGCCUAAACCCCGCAGCCAUGCGUUUAAGCUGAACAAGAAGGUCAGAAGACUAGGGCUCAAGAUUGCAUUGUCUGCUCGUGCAGCUGAAGGGAAGCUUUUGGUGUUUGAGGAUUUAGUGCUUCCGACUCAUAAAACAAAGAAUAUUGUGAGUUUUGCGAAUCAAAUGGAAGAGUCCAAGAAGAUUCUAGUGGUGGAUGGAGGUCCUAUUGAUGAAAACCUCAAGCUUGCAACUCAAAACCUACAUUAUGUCAAUGUUCUUCCCUCUAUUGGUUUGAAUGUUUAUAGCAUCCUUUUGCAUGACACGUUGGUGAUGUCACGUGAUGCUGUUAACAAGAUCGUUGAGCGUAUGCACACUCCCAUUAAUCGUUGAUUUUUUUUAAAAAAAAUUUGGAGGUAGUGUUUUGAGUCACUAUGCUAAGAGACUUCGGAGUUUUGCAAGUGUAGAAUUGUUUCUUUUCAUAUAUUACCUUCACUUUGUAAGGGGUUUUUGUUAUAGAUUUAAUGACAUUUUGAACAUGUUGUUUUGAUAUGAACAAUAUUUCAAAUGUUUGAAUAA